GAUUGAGGGGGAGAUUGAGACAGAGGUGACUGUGGGGCAGAAUGAGGCGGAGAUUGAGAAAGAGACUGAGGAGAAGUACUUCAUGUCUGAAUCUGAGCAGGAGAAAUUCCCAAGUACAUCAAUAACUUCUGAUCUACAAAGAGAACUGCAAAUGGAAAGAAAAGCCAGUGCUGCUCUUAAGGAGGACUUGAGGAUAGCAAAAAGAGCUCACGCCAAAAUAAAAGAAGCCCUGAAGAAGGAGCGAAAAGAAAAAGACACUUUUUCAAAAGUUUUAAAGAAUGAGCAAGCUCAAAAAGACAGUCUUCGUGUUGAAAUGGAAUAAACGAAAAAGAAAAUGACUAAUCUUAAGAGAUCGGAGAAAGAUCACCAGGAAAGACACAAAAAGCUUCAAAAGCAGAUAGAAAAAAUGACAGCUGAUCACAAAAGCAAUUAUGUGAUGAUCAAAAAACUCAAACGUGAGCUACAAUCAGUUGAGAAUCUAAAAGAGGAACUCUGUGAGCUGAGGCUGAAAAACUGUGAAAAAGACAAAGAAAUCCAAUCCCUUCUCUUCAGUAUUGAGAAUCUUCAAAGUAAUAAUGAAGCCAAGGGCACUACUAUUUCCAUGCUGCAAGAGAAAAAUACCCAGUGGGCCUCAGAUCUCAGGGAGGAGCAGGCAAAAAAUGUCCAACUCCAUUAUGAGGCUGCCGUCUCGCAGCAGAGUGACAAAAAUGAACAUGUCCGGCUGACUGGUGAACUUGAGGAUGCCCUACACAAGAGUCGGCUUGCUGAAAUGCAGCACCAGCAAGUCAGAGAAACUUGUUCAAGACUCCAAGAACAACUCAAAAGGGAGAAAACCCACCUCUCGGGGGCGCUCAAAAAAAUUGCGAUGCAAAGGAGAGUCUCAGCAGCCACACAGGGUAUGACGUAUGAGAUGGAAACACUCAGGAUGGAGAACAAGAAUAUCAGGGCUAAAUAUGAGGCUUUGGAGGCAAAAUAUGACUUUCAAUAUAAAUGCAGAGCUCCCAGUCCAUCAGAGAGCAAGACAAGACAAGCCCAACAUCAAGAUGACCUACAAAGGUCUAUCUUGGAGGAGAGAGUCAGUCAAACUGCCUCUGCUCUUGAAAGAGAAAGGGACAGACUCAAUCAGACUGCCUCUGCUCUUGAAAGAGAAAGGGAGAGAGCCGAUCAAACUUUCAUUGCUCUUGAAAAAGAGAGGGACACAUUGGAGAAGUGCAAUGUCAAACUCCACAUAGCUUUGGUCCAGCACACAAAAGCGCUAGAGGAGCAGCAUCGUUUGGCUUUAGCCCUCCAGAAAACUCAGAACAAAUGUCAGAUACAAGAGCAGAUGAACUUUCAGCUCAGACAAGCCAAUGAGCUGAAGAUGAAGGAGCAGAAGGUUGCUUUGCAUGAGGCAACAGAUGCUCUACAAAACCUCCAGAAGGAACAUACAGAUCUUGGAAAGAAGCAUAGUGAAAUUCAUUCUAAUUACCGUGAGGUGCUUAAAAGUCACUCUGCCCUCCAAGUAAGAUAUGAGAGACUUGGCUAUGCGACAGGGGACCCCCAAGCAGAUCUCAAUCAGUCUAAGUUAAACCUGGAUUGGUGUGCACUUGGUUUAUCCUUUCACAACUCCAAACCCUGCAAAACCCUGAACCCUGUUCAUUGGAACUGAGAUGAUCUUUUGACCUCAAUGUGAAAUUAAUGUACAUUUU
Messenger RNA from Paralichthys olivaceus (Japanese flounder), 1688 nucleotides. Its product is annotated as polyamine-modulated factor 1-binding protein 1-like. NCBI's taxonomy places the organism in Eukaryota, Metazoa, Chordata, Actinopteri, Pleuronectiformes, Paralichthyidae. The record is from RefSeq and is a predicted model, not a curated record.